GCAAAACAAAGCGAAGGAAAGUCAGUCCGGCGGCGGCGGCUUUUUAUCAGAGAAAAAGGGACUGGGGACUGUCUCAAAAGGACUGUGUGUGUGUUGCGUCAUUAUUUCCGUUUGUAUUUAUAUAUUUUUUUUUCGGAACCUAUUUCGUAUGUCCUGCAUGCAGGACACGCGCUAAGCCUGUCCCAGUAAGUGCUUCAAAAUUUACUCGCCAACCACUUUCGACGCCUCCAGGGCGUUCAAGCUGGAGGAGGAUUUCGUCGGCGGCUGCAUGACAAUGUCGAUGUACUCGACGACGGAUAAAAUGAAAAUGUCAGCGCCCAGUUGUUUUCCAGGACGCUACAGUCCCUCCUAUCGAAGUUCGGAGCAAAUGCGGCGCUGCAUGCCAAAUCCAUCUAUUGUCAUGUCAUCAUCUUGCGAUUCUAUCGAGAGUCGUUUGUUAGAAGAUGCUUCCCUAUUAUGCAAUUCGUGGUCAGCACGUCAGAAUGGUGAUAUCUUCGCGGGCAUCAACGACGGCAUCCUCAGCCGAGCGGAAGCGCUGGCCGCCGUUGACAUCCAGAAGCAUCAAGCCCAGCAUGUACAUAGCCAAAUGCCCUCCCAAAUCAAGCAUGACGUCAUGUACCACCACCACACAAUGAGCGGGCCACCGCAACGUCCACUGCAGAUGCACCAUUCUAUGGACCAGCUGGACAUGCUGGAUCCAACGGGCUCGAUGACCACAUUGGCGCCCAUAUCGGAGUCCCCGCUAACGCCCACACAUCAGCACCUGCACGGUUCCUAUCAUAGCAUGAAUCACAUGAUGAGCCACCACCAUCCGGGCACGUUAAGUGGCCACACGGGGGGUCAUCAUGGACACUCAGCGGUACAUCAUCCUGUCAUCACGGCGGCAGUGGCGGCCGCUGGCCUGCAUCCCGACACCGACACCGAUCCUCGAGAGCUCGAGGCUUUUGCGGAGCGGUUCAAGCAGCGACGCAUUAAGCUGGGCGUGACGCAGGCCGACGUGGGCAAGGCCCUGGCCAAUCUCAAGUUACCUGGCGUCGGAGCACUGUCGCAGAGCACGAUCUGUCGGUUCGAGAGCCUAACGCUGUCGCACAACAACAUGAUCGCCUUGAAGCCCAUCCUGCAGGCGUGGCUCGAGGAGGCCGAGGCGCAGGCGAAAAACAAGAGACGCGACCCGGACGCGCCCAGCGUGCUGCCGGCGGGCGAGAAGAAAAGGACUUCCAUUGCGGCACCUGAAAAGCGUUCCCUGGAAGCCUACUUCGCCGUCCAGCCGAGGCCGUCCGGUGAGAAAAUCGCAGCCAUUGCCGAAAAGCUGGAUUUGAAGAAAAACGUGGUGCGCGUCUGGUUCUGCAAUCAACGUCAAAAACAAAAACGUAUAGUUAGUAGUGUAACACCAUCAAUGACUGGCCACGGUUCGGCGGGAUUCGGAUACUGAUAGUCGUUUAUGACGGCAGCGGCGGCGGUUAAC
Molecule: messenger RNA, 1465 nt
Organism: Drosophila kikkawai
Lineage: Eukaryota; Metazoa; Arthropoda; Insecta; Diptera; Drosophilidae
Source: RefSeq, a predicted model, not a curated record